Molecule: messenger RNA, 696 nt
Organism: Durotheca rogersii
Lineage: Eukaryota; Fungi; Ascomycota; Sordariomycetes; Xylariales; Xylariaceae
Exons: 3
Coding region: 1-696 (231 amino acids)
Source: RefSeq, a predicted model, not a curated record
AUGGCGUCAACCGACGCCUCCCAGGAGGUUGCAGAAGGGUCUGUCUCGGAGAGAGGCUUUUAUUGCUGGCAAGAUACCUCUGCAGGAAACCGGGUAUCGGAAUUCGCCAAGAGAGGUUUCCCUUACUACACAGAAUAUGGGCUGGAUUUCCUAACCGACUUCGCGUUCAAUCCCCGCAUUCAACACAUAUUGGAAGCCUAUUUCGACCGAUGUCUCCUUGCGCACUGGCUCAGAUACGAAGCGUUACCCGAUCAGCAUAUUGAAUGCUUUAGGCAAGGCGGGCCUGAAGCUGGACGGCGGGUUUUCACGGUGCAUGUGUGUUCGAAAGGGUCACAAGUCGCUUAUUAUGCUGGAUCGCAUCUUCAUAAAUUCAAAACGACAAAGGGCUUGAGAUCGGUUUUCGAGGUGUCACCGGAAGAGCUGAGCCGGGCUGGUUGUGAACCAGAAGCACCCAACUUUCCGAACGGAGGCUUAGUUAUCCUCGAUGCUCGUAUCUGCUUUGAAAUCAAGCAAGGAUAUACUAUGACGUUUAUGUUUGCGACAGAAGAUGUAUUGGUCAAAUGGCCCAAGAUAGUCCUCCCGAACUCUACGAUACUCAGGGACCGGGUGGCUGAAAUAGAGAACAUAAGCCCAAAGAUAGGACUGAACUUCGCCUUCCAGGAAAAAGAAGCUAGGGAAAUAAUGAAAGCAUUAUGA